AAUCUAUGAUACAACCAGACAUGGGAGUUGUGGUCUGUGUUCAAAACCCUUCUGGAAAAUUAACGAACAAUGAUGGAGCAACAGAGCUGUCCAUCUGGGCUUUCGCAACAUCUUGGGGCGUUUACCGCGAUGUGUUGACAAUAGAGGGGGAUGGGCAGUUACCUCCUGUCUCUUUUCAACUGGAAAUAAUUUGCACAUCGAAUCCGAUAAGUUUUCCAGCGUUCUGUAAGCCAGUUCUAAGAUUAUGUUCCAUACAUUAUCAAGACAGCAUGCAAUCCUACCCGGUAAGAGUGAAGAACAACUCAUCAUCCGAUAUUUUGGUGCAUUGGUCCAUUCACAAUAUCCUCGACUAUAGGGUGUCAAGAAAGACGCACCCUUUCAAGUUGGACUUAUGGGAUGCAUCAGAAGAUCCCAACGAUUGGGGACUGACGUUGAACCCCUUCUAUGGCAAUGUUUACUUGAAUACGUUCUCAGUUGACGAGCCCUACUUUCGUUUGAGAUCAUGGACGGAGCGAACCCUGACCUUGAAUGUGAACCCUCGGGACGUGGAAUUUGAUGCUGACAAUGCAGAAACGCCGCCACUAUCUCUGAACGCUGUCCUGGUCGGCUGUGUGUUCCCGGAUCCCGAUUUUGAGCCGAAACAUCCAGAUUGGGACCAAAGCAAGAUGGCGGCAGUGGAAACGGCUCAUCUACUUGUGAAAAUAAACGUGGAUAAACCCAAGCUGGUUCUGCUGCAUGAUGAGGAUGAAAGCAUGCUACAGUUCUUUGUGAGAGGCGAAGACCUGUGGAAUUCGAGUACCUACAAACAGACGAGGCAAUUCAUGUGGCAAAACCAGAGCACUGUUUCAACGAAUGUUUCAAUAGAGACUGAAGAGCCUUUCAAGAUUGAACUCCGACAGAAUGGAGUGAAGUUAAAUAGCCUAGAUCGCCGAAUCAAAUUGAUCAGUGGAGAAACACUAGAGAUGGUCUUAACGUUGAAAAUAACAGAUGGAAUCGGAGAAAUUGAGAAUUUAUUGGAGGAUAUACCUGUUUCUCCACCAUCAACUCUGGCUGAGGAACUGAGUGGACCCAGACUUAGCAGGGAAAGGAAGGAAGUUGGAAAAAUUGCUGUUUAUCUUGAUGGACAUCUUGAUCAGGUUUAUGAUUUGGAGUUGUUCAUAACUCUACCGAGAUUAAAACUGUCUGUCAGAAAAAUAAUGUUCAACCCAGUAUACAAUGGAACAUCUAAAUGUGAAACCUUUAAUAUAGAGAGCGAAGAUUGCUGUCCCAUCAAUUUCGAAAUUGUGCCUCUCCAACCCAUUCCAGAAGAAGAGAAUGUAUUCAGUUUCUACCCUUCUAAAGGGGUUGUUGCAAGCAGGAAGGUUCCCGCUACAAUAAGUGUAUAUUUUACACCAAAACUCUCAGUUUUUUAUAUGAAAAAGUACCUGGUGAAGACUUCAAUUCCUGCUCAUCAUCUCCAAUUCUGUGUUUCUGGAUAUGGAACAUACAACAGCAAACGUAUCGGCAACGAAUAUCCACCUAAAGAAAUAAAAUCUUAUUGCAAAUAGAAUA
This is a messenger RNA of Nilaparvata lugens (brown planthopper), 1551 nucleotides long. RefSeq lists its product as uncharacterized. The record is from RefSeq and is a predicted model, not a curated record. The coding region runs from base 6 to 1547 and encodes 513 amino acids. The transcript is spliced from 8 exons. Gene Ontology annotation, biological process: negative regulation of cell population proliferation. Lineage: Eukaryota; Metazoa; Arthropoda; Insecta; Hemiptera; Delphacidae.